UGGCUGCCUCACAACAGUGCAUCUACAGAUAUGUGUCAUGUCAGUCUCUGAAUAACUGUGUAUGUGAACAGCAAAGUACAUUGACUGCCAAGUUUGCUUUGUGGAGCAGUUAACACUUAAUUAGCUACACCCUGUUACUGUGUAAACUUCCUUAUUCCCCUCGUCCAAGUGUGUGGUAGGGUUUUGAAAGUGGGAGAGUAGAGAAGUGUAAGUGGUUUGCAAGCGAUGAGAGGAAUUCACUAAAUUUUCAGCAAAGUUUUGUCAUGCACACCCUGUUAUGGUUUUCAACAAAUAACACAUGGUACAAUUGAAAAGAAGUGAUACUACUGUGUUUUUAUGAUAGGGACUGUACUUGAUUAAAAAGAAAUGGACUGAGAAGAAAAGUGAGGAGUAGGUGGGAGGGAAUACAACAGUGCUCAACUUAAAGAGUUCCCACUUCAUCGCCACCCUGACACAACAAAUAUGUGACAGCACAUCAUAGGUACUGCCCACAGUAGAAUUUAACAACAGUAAUGUCAUACAUCUUUAUGAAGUCAACUACCAGAAUUACGAUGUCAUGAGAUGCACCUGUGGCUGCACUGGACGACCAGCACAACGCUGCUUCUCUCGCUAUCGCAGCACACUACAAAUGGCGAGUGUAGCAGCAGCUGUUGUGACCUAUUGUUUUGUUCUGGGUUCUUUUGCAGUGGCCAAACUUCGUGCAGCUGAUGCUCGGUUUUCUCUAACUUAUUUGAAUGUAACAAUAGAUGAACCAAAACUACAAGACACAAAUGCAGUUUGGGAAACAGAAAAUUACAACUAUAAUUAUGACCCAGGGUAUUUGGAAGAAAUAUAUGAGAUGAGACGUGAACGUGUAUGGGAAGUAUGUGUCGACAAAGGAUUGAACACCAGAGGACAGCCAAAUGCCUGGGAAUUUUUCAUUGACAAGGAUCACCAUCUGGUCUGGUGUAGUAUCUUCAAGGCUGCUAGUUCAACAUGGAUGUAUCAUUUCAAUAUAUUAGCUGGCUACAAUGAGAGAUUUCUAAGGCGAACACGCAAAACACCAAUGAGCCUUGCACGUGCUCGCUUUCCACGACCAUCUGUUCAGCAAUUGCAAGAGACACUUCCACACGCACUUUCAUUCCUGAUUGUCAGAGAGCCAUAUGAACGCUUGCUUUCUGCUUAUCGUAACAAGAUAGAGGGGGCAAAGAAUCCUUACUACCGAAAACUUUCAAAACAUAUUGCUCAGCACUAUCGGUACAAGCAAGAUCCGAUGACAGAUGUGCCAGAAAGUGUAAGGUCAGGUCCCACAUUUCCAGAAUUUGUUGAUUACAUCAUAAACAGCAAAAAGUUUGAUGAACAUUGGGCACCUUAUCAUUCAUUCUGUACUCCAUGCCAUGUAAACUUUACAGUUAUUGCAAAAAUGGAAACACUAGAUCGAGAUGAGGAGUAUAUCAUCCAUAAGGCUGGUCUACAAAGACUGCUGUUACCUUCCCACUACCGUUAUAAGCCAAGAACUGCAAUCAACAAGGCAAGGGAUGGGAAAGCUACAGCUGCACUAGUGGAAAAGUACUACUCACAACUGACAAAAAAACAAAUGGAGAAGUUACACAAAAUCUAUGGUACUGAUUUUGAAAUGUUUGAUUACAAUGCAACGAAGUACUUCACUUUUACACAAUCUGAACUAUAGUUAUGUGUCUAUUGCAUUACAUCAAAUCAUGGAAUUAAUAAGAAGAGACACUUUGCUUCUUGCUUUCUAAAUUAUUAAUCAUUUACGGGAAAUUAGGUAAAUAUUACUGUUACAGAUGCUAUUCACAAUAUUUGUACAUUAUACACCCCAAAUCAAAAGUAAAUGACCAUGUUAUUAAUAUUUGUGCCUGUUAUACUAUAAAAAUUAUUGAAAAGUUGAAAGUCGUCAUUAAUGUUUUCAGUCUAAUAUAUGAACAACUUCACUAUGUUGCAAUAUAUUUAUGAACACUAGAAGAGCAGAGUCAGUUUGUCAAUAAGAUGACUGCACCAUAUUAAUGAUUACUUCAGCUUUAAUUUGUCUUUGUGUCUUUUGUAAAAUAGUUGAGUCACAUGGAGUGCAAAUACUUGGAUUAACCAUUCCAAUCCUAUUGGACCAAAUCACAGCAAUUACGAUUGCAAUAAAAAUAAAAUGAUGAUGAGAUAGAUAAAAAUAACAACACUACAUUUUUGCAUGAUAAAAGAAGUAAAAUAGUUUUCAGAACUGGUUAUUGUGAGUGUAACACCUUCUAAGACAGCCCACCACUUAAUUCUUACAGUAUGACUGAAAUUUUUUCAGCUGAACAAUGUUCAGCAAUUUAUGUUCAUAUUACAAAACAAUUAAAACUAGUGAAGUGUGGCAACAUUAAAAUGUCCAAAAUGCAAAUGAAGAGGUCUACAGUAUGGCAUUUUGAGAGAUUCAUCCAUGAUUAGAAAGGAAGAUAAUAUCGGUCCCUUACUCCUGCUGAAUUAGUUGUAUACAGUACAAACCAUUUUAAAGUUUGUUAAGUGCUUAAUGGUUUAAGCAUAUGCAGUACUUCAAUUCCUUUGAUACUGCACCACAUUAAUAAUUACUUCUGCUUUCAGUGAUAAUUGUUGUUUGCAAGCACUAUGUAGUGAGUAACAAAAAAUUUUGGAUUAUUUUGCUCCCUCCAGCCAUCAGUUAUUUACACUAUUGCUAGCCACCUUGCAGUAUGUGGAGGAGGAGAGGUUACUUCAGGUAUCAUUGUCAUUUCCCUUUCUUUCUCUUCCCUUUGCAAAUAGUGGGUGGGAAGAAAGACAGUUAAGCGUAUAAGACGGAUAAGCAUAUAAGAGCUUGAAUUUCUCUUGUUGCCUUUUACAUUCUUCAGACAAUAUUAUACAUUUCAGCAUAUAGUACACUAAAGAAAUGUAAAAUAUUUAUGAUAAUAUGAAUAUCAUCAUAUAAGUAACAGUGCUUGUUCCUGAAUAUUCAUUUUGUGUAGCUACAGAAAAAAGACAGGCAAAUUUAAAACACAGUUAUGGAAACAGUGCAGCUAAUUCAAGAGUUUAUCCAAUGACUUUACCCAAUAUCUUCUACUACAUGUGCAUUUUUCCUUUAUUGCUUUGUUCUGUAUGCUUUCUUCAUAGCGCAAAAAGUGUAAUUGUGUAGACAGUGCAUGACUUUUUUGAUAUAACACUGAUACAAAGUAAUGGAAUUUUGCUUCCAAUUUGCACAGUUACACUGUAGUUAUUUGAAUGGGGCUUACUAAAACAUACAUUUAACAAUAUAAUUUUGUUGUCAGUGUAAACCACUCCUCUAUAUUGUUUAUGUUAAACUAAUUUCUAAGUUUUCAACUUCCUCCCUAAUACUACCUAAGUAUAUUGUGUCGUGGAAAAAAUACGUAUUGUACCGGAUGUUUUUCAACAGUUAAACCAUUACAUUAAGCUAAAAUAGAGAUAGUAGCAUAUUUUUAUCUCAAACUGGUAUUUCCCACUAUAAUGCAAGAUGAUAAUGCACUUAGAUUCACUGUUUCCGAUAACCUUGGAUACUGGUGAUGAUAGAUAUGUUAGUCUGCGGUGCACAUCAGUUCAACAUCUCAUUAAUUAGUAUGUGACAUACACAUUCUUUACAUUGGAAACUGAACAGCAAACAUGCACAAAAGAAUAAUAUAUGAUGACUGUUCCUCAAAAUGUACACACAAUGCAGCAACAUUCUGAAAACUAUAUUACUUCCAGUUAGAGAAAAAUCUUGUCCAUCUAUUGUAAAAGCAUUUGAAAGCCACAACUAUAUACAAGAACUGCAUAAAAAUGUAAUACAAACUGUCACUGUUUAGCAAUGAUAUUAUCUAGUAU
This is a messenger RNA of Schistocerca piceifrons (Central American locust), 3798 nucleotides long. Its product is annotated as carbohydrate sulfotransferase 11-like. Gene Ontology annotation, cellular component: membrane. The record is from RefSeq and is a predicted model, not a curated record. Gene Ontology annotation, biological process: carbohydrate biosynthetic process. NCBI's taxonomy places the organism in Eukaryota, Metazoa, Arthropoda, Insecta, Orthoptera, Acrididae. Gene Ontology annotation, molecular function: sulfotransferase activity. The coding region runs from base 557 to 1669 and encodes 370 amino acids. The transcript is spliced from 6 exons.